Molecule: messenger RNA, 234 nt
Organism: Botrytis porri
Lineage: Eukaryota; Fungi; Ascomycota; Leotiomycetes; Helotiales; Sclerotiniaceae
Exons: 3
Coding region: 1-234 (77 amino acids)
Source: RefSeq, a predicted model, not a curated record
AUGAAUUCCCAACAAACAACCGCAGUCAAGGGAGGAACUGGCAGUGUUGCUACUCCAGCCAACAAUGUCAACUACAGACGUAGCUCUCAAGGUACACUCUUCGCCGGUCUGCAGGCACAGAAACGCUCCAACAGUGACGCGGCUUCAAAGGCUAGACGAGAGAGUUUUGCAGAGCAGGCUCCUAAAGCUGGAUUUGUAGGGCAGAUGUGGAAUUCAAUUGUCAAGGGGCAGUAA